ACUCAGUGACACUUCCGCAUCGCCAGUUUUCAACCCACCGCUGCGUUUUAUGUUUUACGGAGCUUGGCGCUGUUUAUUGUGAGAUUAAAGAGUUAUUUACAGGUUUAAAGGUCUAAUUACAGACAACCACUAGUCUGCUGUCGAAAAGUGAGAUGCAGGCUAUAAGAAAUUUCUUCGGGCGGACUUCCUGGUCCUCUGCUGAGAGACUGGAUGACAAAACUGUGGUGAUCACUGGUGCUAACACUGGCAUUGGCAAAGAGACAGCCAUCGACCUGGCCAAGAGAGGGGCAAAGGUCAUCAUGGCGUGCCGGGACAUGGAGAGAGCACAGGCCGCUGUGAAAGAAGUCGUUGAAAGCUCGGGCAACGAAAACAUUGUCUGCAUGAAACUUGACUUGUCAGAUAGCAAGUCCAUUAGAGAAUUCGCUGAAGCCAUCAACAAAGCAGAGCCCAAACUCAACAUCCUCAUCAACAAUGCUGGUGUAAUGGUUUGUCCUUAUGGGAAAACAGCAGAUGGCUUUGAGAUGCAGAUCGGUGUCAAUCACAUGGGUCACUUCCUGCUGACACAUUUGUUGAUUGACCUGAUUAAGAGAUCAGCACCAGCCAGGAUUAUCAAUGUGUCUUCCAUGGCUCAUUCCUGGGGCUCCAUCAACCUGGAGGACAUCAACAGCGAGAAAAGUUACGACAAGAAGGCAGCCUACUCUCAGAGCAAACUAGCCAACAUCCUCUUCACCCGCUCAUUGGCUAAGAGGCUAGAAGGCACAGGUGUGACAACAUAUUCUCUUCACCCUGGAGUCGUCCAGACAGAUUUAUGGCGUCAUCUGAAUGGCCUUCAACAGGCUGUCAUGAAGAUGGUCAGUCCUUUCACCAAAAGCUCUGCCCAGGGAGCUCAGACAUCCAUUUACUGCGCAGUGGAACCUUCACUGGAGAAAGAGAGCGGUGGAUACUACAGCGACUGUGCUCCUGCAGAAUGCUCAGCGGCGGGCAAAGACGACAACGUGGCGCAGAAGUUGUGGGAGCUGAGCUGUCAGCUGCUGUCGAUAACAUGGGAAUGAGGAAAUCCUUCAGUUCACAUUCUGUUUCUGUACUAACUGGUGCAAUAUAUCUCAUGUCAUUAAUACCGCCUGCCAAGAAAUAAUGUUCAAAACAUUGUCUUAGGAAUGUGUUUUUUUACAGUUACAUAUUUUUUGUUCUUGUUACAAUCUAUAAUACAGUAUUUGCACAAAAUGGCGAUGUUUCUAAUUAAGAAAAAAAAAAUAAUUGUGUAACAAUUAUGAUUUAUAGAAAUUAUUACAAUCUUUAAUACUUUAAUAAUUAUAAAAUAAAAUGUCAGACUGUGGGGUUGUGUACAUGUUGUAUGUUUCAAACGUUUUUCUGUAUUUUCUAACAUUAAACAGAAGCGUUACACUCCA
Molecule: messenger RNA, 1409 nt
Organism: Morone saxatilis (striped sea-bass)
Lineage: Eukaryota; Metazoa; Chordata; Actinopteri; Moronidae
Gene: rdh12l
Product: retinol dehydrogenase 12, like
Exons: 7
Coding region: 153-1052 (299 amino acids)
Source: RefSeq, a predicted model, not a curated record